Penicillium verrucosum is the source of this 237-nucleotide messenger RNA. RefSeq lists its product as uncharacterized. The record is from RefSeq and is a predicted model, not a curated record. The coding region runs from base 1 to 237 and encodes 78 amino acids. NCBI's taxonomy places the organism in Eukaryota, Fungi, Ascomycota, Eurotiomycetes, Eurotiales, Aspergillaceae. The transcript is spliced from 2 exons.
AUGCAUCAACCCCCUGUCAUAUCACAAAGCGGAGAUGAUAUCCCCGUGUGGAAUAUUCCUGCAUUAUCUCAAGGCAACUCUCGAAUCAGGGAACACCUGAUAGCGCGCCAAGGCAAAGAUCGGCUUUGUGAGGUUGCAGUGAAAUUUGCAGGGUUCAGCCGCAGCUUGGGAUUUAUCAAGUCCCGUGGCCUGGAGCAAACCCAACUCGCAAAUUCAAAAUCAAAAAAUCGCGAUUAG